CAGAAACGAUAUUCUGCCCCAGCGGGGACUUCAAGCGACCUUCUAUCUCCGGACCAGUCCCAUGAGGACUGGGAAAAGUCGAUGUUACAGAUGAUGAAUCGAGACAUCUCUCUGGCACUAGAGCCCUCUCCUCCGCAGGCGCCUGCUCCCCCGAGUCGGAGAUCCAAGGACCCAAGACCCAAAUCGUACCCCAAUUCGCAGUCCUAUUCCUCCAAAUUGUUCGAGUUGGAGCUUUCACCGAUCUUCGAGGAUAUUCAGGUGUUUGGCAGCACGAGUCUGUGUGGUCUUGAUGAUGAUGGGGCCGAUGAAGCAAUUCCGGACCAUGAGCAUUCGCCGGAGCCUGAUUCAGAGGUCCCACGAUGGAGACCGACUAUCGAUGAGGAUGGAGAAAGUGUGGAUUCUGAACGUGACCGGGGUUCUGAAAGCGAUGAGGAAGGAUCGGAUUCGUCAUAUGGGCAGUUGGUCGAAGAAAAGAGAUUUGGGUCUGCAGCGUACGACGUGAGCGUUGGCCAGGAAGAUAGCGACAUCGAAGUAGAAGAGUUUUGGGUGGAUACGAAGGAACAAUAUGAAGAAUUCUCCGCUUGUGUGGAAGAGGACUUCAAGGGCGAUAUCAUGGAAACUCACCAACUAGUUCCUGCGUUGACGUUCACAUCUCCCACACCGGAAGAGAGUAGUUCGAGCGGAAUGGGCGAUUGCUCUGAUGUUCCACAGGAGGGGAAGAUGGCAUUGGAGGACCCAAGAACGUGCAGGUUCGCGAGUCAGGUGGUGGAUGAAACCGUCGAGGAAGUUCGGAGGGUUACUCCGACGCAGUGGACCGACACAAUGGAAUCCUCUGUGAACACCGUUGAUGGGAGGAAUGUUGGGGCUUGGAAGCAUGUUGAUGAGCACGGGCGUCUUGCGCGACCGCCUCCCUUGGUUAUCGAUCCUCCGACUGCGCGAAGGAGCCUCAAGGAGGCAGAGGGGUCAGAGACGCAAACGAGAAAGCGGUGGUCGAUGGCGUCGUAUCAAAGCCAGAGCAGCAGGAAGAGCGCAACCUGGAGUAUCCGGUCUUCGACAUCUUCCAUCUGGCGGCGAGUGUCUGGAGCACUGUUUCGCGGCAGCAGAGUUCCAGGAGAUGCCAUCCUGGAAGGGAGUCAUGAAUUCGUAGAGUCGUCGAACGCUCACCAACGAUCCCCACAAGAAGGUGAUGCCACUUCCCUGAAUGGCGAUUUUCACAGAGAACGAGAACGAAAUACUGGUACAUCAACCCUAGGCCCGACACGUGCAUUGGCAGCAGGGAGAAUGGCAAAUGACUCAGAAGCGGUCCCUGAGUAUAGGUUGCAUGGUGUGAAAGGCGUGCGGGAGAGGUUGAGGAACCUUCCGAGGAGGAUGGGCGCGUUGAGUGGUCAAGGUGCGAAUGCUUCGACCAGGCGAGGAAGGCUAAGUUCGUUGCUUCGAUCUGGCGGAAACGAGACCCCGGGUCAUCGACGCAGCCUUCCUGCCAGCACAGUAUAAACACUUCAUCGAACGGUGGUGAUAUGCGACCCUUUUUUCUUCAAAUUUUCGCGUUCCCUUCUUCUGGAUACCCCCAAUUGCUGCCUCGACGGUAGCCCGUGCGCAUCGACGUCGCCCAUCAAACUCCUGCUAUUUCCUUGGCGACACCUUCUCUUCUGUAUUCUUUGCUUUACUUUUCGAACUGUGAUUUGAA
Messenger RNA from Coprinopsis cinerea okayama7#130, 1687 nucleotides. RefSeq lists its product as hypothetical. Lineage: Eukaryota; Fungi; Basidiomycota; Agaricomycetes; Agaricales; Psathyrellaceae. The transcript has 5 exons. The coding region runs from base 94 to 1494 and encodes 466 amino acids. The record is from RefSeq and is a predicted model, not a curated record.